Messenger RNA from Ruditapes philippinarum (Manila clam), 7064 nucleotides. RefSeq lists its product as uncharacterized. The transcript is spliced from 2 exons. The record is from RefSeq and is a predicted model, not a curated record. Gene Ontology annotation, biological process: DNA integration. NCBI's taxonomy places the organism in Eukaryota, Metazoa, Mollusca, Bivalvia, Venerida, Veneridae. Gene Ontology annotation, molecular function: nucleic acid binding. Bases 2020 to 6639 code for a protein of 1539 amino acids.
AAGUACAUUUGUAAAAUAUUGCAUUAUAUUUUCACGCCGAACCUCAUUUUUACUCUAUAUUCAUUGAUGUGAGAUUGCAUCAUCUUUUGUUCAAUUUAGAGUUUUCGGGUGAAAUUAUUAUUUAGAGUAUUUUUAUGGUUUGCAUAAAUUUCCAUGUCUUAAUUUAAACAUUUUGCCGUUUAUUUCACAAAAAUCCUUUCAGUAAUAAGAAAGUUACAUUUUUGUUUUAUGAACCAGAUAUAUGUAUUAUGUCUGUAUUUGAAGGACGGGCCUUUAUUUCACAUUACUAUUUUUCCCGCCGUCCCAGCUUUAUUUCGUGCAAAUCGAUUUUUCAUGUUUUGCACGAUCUGUUUUCCCGCUCAGUACUCAGUAGUUUGCUAUAUAUUGACUAAAUUUUAAGUGACAUAUUGCAAUGCACUGGACGUUAUACAGGUCACUAUGACGGUGACAGACAAAUUAUAUUUGUCAUAAAAUUACAGCUUGUACAAGCUUCUUAUUUGAGGACACACCCGAAGAUGACACGGGCCCUCCACACGUAUGUCCAUGGCUAAAGGGUGACGCAUGCCCUUGUUCAGGAUCCUAUCAACUGUGCCAACACUGUAGGAAGUACAGUUACGCUUGAUAAGAUUUUAUACAAGACGCCCGCCAUUGAGACGAAUUUUGUUUAACAACGCCACCACUUUAUAGAAACAUGACAGAAACUGUAUGGGAGAAAUAGACUGAGAUACGUUGAUAGUGUUUGUUUGUGCAGUGACUUAUCAUAGUAGUUUAUCAUAUACAAUCAUUUUUCAUUUAUAAAUAUUCAUUUCUGUAAAUAAAUUUGUAUAUAUUUUUCUGUUCUGAGUUGUUGGUUGUUUUAGAUAGCAAUUGUGGUCGGCCUGGUAUCCCAUCGUAGUCCCUAUUGUGACAUUUGGUGACCUCGACGUGAUUGGAUACCGGUUGACUAUAGUUGUUAUCUGAAACAAACCACACUCACUUUACUGCAGCUAGGUUAUAUAGCUAACACUAGAAACUUUGGUUUUAUUUUAAGUAAAAGUUUUAUUUACAAUUAAAAGUUAAAUUUAGUUUACUUAAAGGUAGUUAAAUUUUGUAUCAUUUUUAAUUAUUAAUUCUUUUUAUAUUUAGUGUGAUUAUAAUUUCUUAACAUUUUCAGAUUGAUACCGUGACAAAUGAAACGGACUUGUGUGUGUGACAGCUAUCCAGCUGAGAGGUUAUAACAGCCACACAGACCCGACAGUGGACGUUUGGACGUUUAGGGUGAGUUCGUUCCAUUUUCCUCCUUUUAGGUGUCACUUUAUGAUGAGACCACCAGUUUUGUAAUCUGAAAGUGACCUUUCGGUAAAACACCGGAAGUACAUAUAUACACACAUACACUCUGCAAUUUAAGGUACUACCCGCCUUGUGUACUUUUUCUAGAUAAAGAAACUGUGUCUGUUAUCUAGGUGAACAUUUAAUUUAUUGUGUCAUUUACAAUUUUACUUUGUGUUUACUUUGUGUCUGUAGUAUAUUGAAACUGGCCAUAUGCCUUUAUAUUUUUGCACUGUGGGGUAAGUGCUACGCGACAUUGAGUUUUGGGUCGUAGUUUGGACUUUGAAGUUUAAAGUAUUUUGAACAGUUUUAAUUAUUGCCUACUGUCUACUGUACACUUAAGAUUAUUAUUAUACAACCUUAGUGAGAUACUUAGAUGAGUUUGAAACUUAGUGUUUGUAGUGGUGAGGUAUAGUGUUUAGAAUAAAUGAUACAUUGUUUAUUUUAGUACUGUGUACAGUGAAGGUACAUUUUGAUUAUAGCGCUAGAGUGAUAAAUGCGUUUAAUUAUAUGGUGUUACACUGAAGUGUAGUGUUAUAGUGCACCGUGGUUGCACUUAGUGAAUAUAGCGUUUUGUGUUUAAGGGUUGUAGUGUUACCCUUUAAUGAUACUUUGAUAUCAUUGUUCUACCUCACGGUAAGAUUUUACUUGUAUCCUAAAUUGUUGUUGUAGUAGUGUUACAGUGUAGGAAAUAUACAUAAUAAGUUCAAGAUGACUAGUGUAAAUGAGUUGAUGAAGGUAGGUCAGGAGUUAGGGUAUACAGAUGAGGCUUUGAGAAACUUUGUUAAAGAGGAGCAAGCCAGGGAGCGUGAAGAAAGACAUAGUAGGUUAGAAGCUGAGAAGGAACGUUUAGAAGCUGAGAAGGAUAGGUUAGAAUUAGAAGCUAGGUUAGCAAAAGAGAAGUUAGAAGCUGAGAAGGAACGUUUAGAAGCUGAGAAGGAUAGGUUAGAAUUAGAAGCUAGGUUAGCAAAAGAGAAGUUAGAUUAUGAAGUCCAGAUUUCUAAGGAGAAGUUAGAAAUAGAGAUAGGAAUGGAAAGAGAGAAGUUAAGUAAUGAGGCUAGUGUUGCAAGGGAGAAGUUAGAUUAUGCUCGUCAGUUAGAAAGAGAGAAGGAGGAAGCAGAAGCUAGGAAGUUAGAUACAGAAUAUAAGAUGAAGAUAGAGUUAGAUAUGUUAGGUAAGAAGAGUGUAGGUAAGGUUAAGGUUAAGAUGACUCCAUUUGACGAAAAGAUUGAUUCUAUGGAUGCGUAUUUGAAUGUUUAUGAAACUUAUGCGUCUGCUCAGAAUUGGGAACAUGAAAUGUGGUCACUAAACUUACCGUUUCUGUUAAAAGGUACUGCUAGGGAGGUAUUUGAUAGGCUUCCAUUAGAAGAUAGGACGGAUUAUGAUAAGCUGAAAGAUGCUUUGUUAAGGCAGUUUGAGUUGACUGAUGAUGGGUAUAAGAAGAAGUUUAGGACUGAAAGGCCCCGUGAAAAUGAGACUUUUGUUAUGUUCCUAGCUAGAAUUUCUAGAUACUUAGAUGGGUGGCUAAGAUUGAGUAAGGUGGAGAAGACUUAUGAAAAGUUGUUAGACUUCAUAGUAAGGGAUCAAUUUUUAGAUAUCUGCAAUAGAGAACUAUAUCAGAACCUUAGUAGUAAGAAGUUGUUUUCAGCCCGUGAAGUAGCGGAAGAUGCAGAUUUGUUUGCCAAGACUAGAGGAGGUCCAAAGUAUGUAGUGAAUCAUGGAAUUAAAGACAGAGCUAAGCCUUAUGCACUGCCGAGUAGACCUGUAGAUAGAAAUCAAGGUAGUAGUUAUCGUAUGCAAAGAGGUAACGAUAGACUGGUAAAUAGAGGUAGAGCAUCUCAGCAGUAUGAAGGUUAUAAAUGCACAUGUUGUGGUCGUUUAGGGCAUACAGCAUUUUUCUGUAGAAAUAAGGCUACAAAUAAAGCUAACGCAGCGGAAGACAUAGAACCGAACUCAAUGAAUCCAAGUAAGAAUGAUAAUAGUUAUCAGGGUAAUAGAAGGCGAGGAGGUUAUAGAGGUAGGAGUAGAGGUAGAGGAAGAAAUAGAGAUGCAGAUUCGAAAAUUUCGAUGCCGAGAUCAGAUAGUGGUAGUAGUUUGAUAGAACUUGGGGAUUUUGAAGACGUGGGCACAGUUACUAUAAAUUCAUGUCCGACAACUAGAGGUAUAUGUAAUGGUAAAGCUAUAGUUGCAAUGAGAGAUACUGGGUGUACAUGUGUCAUAGUACGAAGGAAUUUGGUAAAUGCAAAUCAAUUGUUAGGGAAGUCCAGACGAUGUAAGUACAUUGAUGGUAGUGAGCACAGAUUAGACAUGGCGUUAAUUGAUCUUGAUUGUCCGUAUUACAGGGGUACUGUAGAAGCACUAUGUGUAGAUAAUCCUACAAAUGAUGUAAUUAUCGGUAACAUAGAGGGUGCUGUAGAACCAAAUUUUGGUAAGUUAGCUUCAGCAGUAGAAACAAGAUCGCAGAGUAAAGUUAAAGCUCAUAGAAAACUUAAAGUUCCUUCACAGAUUUUAGACAUCACUAAUGUAGAGUUUGUAGAGAAGCAGCAGGCAGAUAGGUCAUUAGAUGGAUGUAGAAAGAAAGCAGAGGAAGGUACUGUUAGAAACUGUAGAGGUAAAGGGCAAGUGAAGUUUCAGGUCAGGAAUAAGAUGUUGUUUAGAGAGUUUACGGCAGGAAAUGGUGACGUAAGUAGGCAGUUAGUAGUUCCUAAGGAUCUUAGGGAGACUGUGUUAAAAGUAGCGCAUGACUCGCUUUUGGCAGGACAUCUUGGUAUUAGGAAGACAAGUGAUAGAGUCUUAGGGGAGUUUUAUUGGCCAGGUGUUCUUGUAGAGGUUAGACGAUAUUGUCAGUCUUGUGAUAUUUGUCAACGUACUAUUUCUAAAGGUAGAAUAAGUAAGGUAACUUUAGGUAAGAUGCCUUUGAUUGAUACUCCUUUUAAGAGAGUUGCCGUUGAUAUUGUUGGUCCGAUCGAACCUAUGACUGAUAGGAAGAACCGAUAUAUUUUGACCAUGGUAGACUAUGCUACCAGAUAUCCUGAAGCAAUUGCAUUGCCUAGUAUAGAGACUGAAAGAGUAGCCGAAGCAUUAGUUGACAUGUAUAGUAGAUUAGGUGUUCCAGAGGAAAUGCUUACAGAUUGUGGAUCACAAUUUACUUCACAGAUUAUGAAUGAGGUUAGUAGGUUGCUGUCUCUUAGACAGUUAACAACUACACCGUAUCAUCCGAUGUGUAAUGGUUUAGUGGAGAAAUUUAAUGGUAGUUUAAAGCAGAUGUUGAAACGGAUGUGUAGUGAAAGACCUACAGAUUGGGAUAAGUAUUUGAAUGCUAUGUUGUUUGCGUAUCGGGAAGUUCCACAAGAGAGUUUAGGAUUCUCGCCAUUUGAAUUGUUAUAUGGACGUAGUAUAAGAGGUCCAAUUACCAUUUUGAGAGAGUUAUGGUCAGGAAAAACAGAGAAUGACGAAGUUAAGACAACUUAUCAGUAUGUAGUUGAUUUGCAAGAAAGACUAGAAAGUACAUGUAAGAUAGCACAGCAGGAGUUAGAGAAGAGCAGUAUUAGGUAUAGAAAGUAUUACAACAGGAAAGCUAGAGAUAGAACUUUUAAGAAGGGAAGUAAAGUACUGGUUCUUAUACCUACAAAACGCAAUAAGUUGUUGUUACAAUGGAAAGGUCCAUUUGUAGUUUCCGAGGUCGUGAACAAAUUAGAUUAUCGGAUAGACAUAGGUAACAAUAAGAUCAAAACUUUCCAUGCCAAUAUGCUGAAGGAGUAUGUUGAAAGAAAUUUCGAACCAGAACGAGGUGCGUUGGCAAAGGUAAGUGCAGCUAUUGUAGAAGCGGAAAAUGGGUAUGAUAGAUUAGAGGAAGAUGAUAGUUUAGAAACAAGUUACCAAGAUGAUAGUGACAUAUUGUUAUGUCCAUUGAAGAAAGGUUCAGAGACAUAUAAAGAUGUCCAGGUCAAUCCUGACUUACAAACAGAUUGUAAGACUCAGAUUGCAACCUUGUUAAAGAAAUUUUCAGAUGUUUUAACAGAUAUACCCGGAAAUACGUCAUUAGUUCAGCAUGACAUUAAGUUGACUACGUCAGAACCGGUAAGGACUAAGGGUUAUCCUAUUCCUUUUCACUCACAGCAGAUAGUAAAGGAAGAAGUUGAUAAAAUGCUAGAGUUGGGAGUUAUCGAACCUUCUAAUGCUCCGUUUUCUAGUCCAAUUGUCCUUAUCAGGAAAAAGGAUAACACGAUUAGGUUCUGUAUUGAUUUUAGACAGAUCAAUAAAUGCACUGUAUUUGAUGCGGAACCGAUGCCCAAUAUGGAACAGAUAUUUUCGAAAUUAUCAAAAUACAGGUAUUUUUCGAAAAUUGACCUUAGUAAAGGAUACUGGCAAGUUCCUUUGUCUGACAAUGCAAAACCUUUGACCGCAUUUGAAACCCCGUCGGGACUUUUUCAUUUCAGGAAAAUGCCCUUUGGUUUAGUCAAUGCCCCUGCAACGUUCUGUAGACUGAUGAGAAAGGUUUUGAAAGAUCUAGAUCACUCAGAUAGUUUUAUAGAUGAUAUUUUGGUCUAUACAGUCACAUUGCCAGAGCAUAUCAAUGCAUUGUAUGAGUUAUUUACCCAAUUAAGAGAGUCUAGGCUUACUGCUAGACCGUCCAAGUGUUUCAUAUGUUUUGAAAAAUUGGAAUGUUUAGGUCAUAUGAUAGGAGGUAGUAAGUCCAUUGAACCUGUUCUCAGUAAGGUCAAGGCAAUUCAGGAGACCGAGAGACCCACGACUAAGCGAGGAGUCCGGCAAUUUUUAGGGGUUGUGUCUUGGUACCGGAAGUUCAUCCCUAACUUUGCCGCCAUUGCUGUUCCGUUGACCGAUUUGACAAAAAAGUUUCAACCAAAUCGUAUUGAAUGGGGUGAAAGUCAGGAAAAGGCUUUUCAGACUCUUAAGGCUAGUUUGACCGGUCCGCCCAUUUUGAAAUUACCAGAUUUAGACAAGAUGUUUAUUCUCAGAGUUGAUGCUUCUGAUUGUGGAUUAGGAUCUGUAUUACUUCAAGAACAAGGUGAGGAGAAAUUUCCAGUAGCUUAUGCCAGUAGAAAGAUGUUACCAAGAGAACAGAAGUAUUCUGUAAUAGAGAAGGAGUGCCUUGGUAUUGUUUGGGCAAUUUCUAAAUUUCACAGAUACUUGUUUGGUAAGGAAUUUAUUCUAGAGACAGAUCACCAGCCGCUUUUGUAUCUUAACAAGGCAAAGUUAAGUAACUCUAGAAUAAUGAGAUGGUCUUUGCUUUUGCAGCCAUACAGGAUGAGGAUUAGAGCAAUCCCAGGUAGAGAAAACAUAGGUGCAGAUUAUUUAAGCAGGGUAUAAUGUAGAGUGUAGUGUAGUAUUUAUGGUGGUUAUAAAUAUGGUGUACAGUAUUUCUACUUACAUUUUUGCAAUUUGUCGUUUUCACUUUGUUGUAUUUAAAGAAAAUUUAUCAAUUUUCUUAUUUAAAGGGGGGCGUAAAUGUCACAAAGUGAAAGUACAUUUGUAAAAUAUUGCAUUAUAUUUUCACGCCGAACCUCAUUUUUACUCUAUAUUCAUUGAUGUGAGAUUGCAUCAUCUUUUGUUCAAUUUAGAGUUUUCGGGUGAAAUUAUUAUUUAGAGUAUUUUUAUGGUUUGCAUAAAUUUCCUUGUCUCAAUUUAAACAUUUUGCCGUUUAUUACACAAAAAUCCUUUCAGUAAUAAGAAAGUUACAUUUUUGUUUUAUGAACCAGAUAUAUGUAUUAUGUCUGUAUUUGAAGGACGGGCCU